AUCUGCAAUAACGGAGAGUGGUGCUUCAGGGGGAUAAGAAGAGCCCAGCUGCAUGUGACACUUAUGUUGGGUAGAAACUAAAGGCACAUUUUCACAUUGUUGUGUCUGUUAAUUUUUUUCAUCUGCUCACUUCACACACUUUACAUAUCGCAGACUGACUUACUUGUUUGUUUGUUUUUUGCAUGUAAAAUGUUUCUUUAGUUACAAUUCCUGUAAAUGAACACAGCAAAGCAUUUAACUAUUAUUAAGCUAUUUUACAAACUAGCAUUGAGUACUGCAGUUGAUUAGCAAAAUGAAAAGAUGGACCUCACCAACAGCUGAGAGCGACCUAAGGAGUCAUGGACCUGGGAAAGAAGCUCAGCACUCCCAAAGACAUCAUGCUGGAGGAGCUAUCGCUUCUCUCCAACAGAGGUUCUCGGCUUUUCAAAAUGAGACAGAGGAGGUCCGAGAAGUACACAUUUGAAAGCAUUCAAAACGAAGCAAACGCUCUCCUGAACAAUGAUAUUUUGAAUCAGAACAUACACUCUGUGGAAAUUAAGGUGGAGCCACCGGCAAAUGGAGGCGCCGCAAAUUCAGCUUCAGACAUGGCCGCAGAAAAGCUGGACACCAGGCCUGUGCAUAAGACUUACCACUCACCGUGGGAACAGGUGAUCCUUAGUGACCCCAACCUUGCUGAAACUCUGCAGCUCAGAAUGCCAGAGCCAGAGCCGCAGCAGGAGCUCCCUGAAUACAAAUGCUUCAACCGGGUUGCCACUCCUUAUGGUGGUUUUGAAAAAGCUCCAAGAGGAAUCACGUUCAAGCUCCCUGAGGUGGACCUGAACCCGCCGCAGUACCAGGAGCUGAGCGAUCCCCAGGCCAAGCGGCCCACGUUCAACAGGACGGCCCAGGGCUGGAUCUCUGAGGGCACUCAUCUCAUCCUACCAACUAUCACCCUGGAGUCCUUCAGUGUGCCUGAGUCUGAUGACCUGUAGCGGACUCUGCUGGAACGUGGGAACACAACGCAGCCUUUAGUGAUAAAGAUCAACCUGCAGAACGGGACAAAGGAGGAGGGUCUGUUAGUUUCACCACUGUAAUUUCUUUACAGUAUUUAAUAUUAUAGAACCUAACAGAGAAGUUUACUUACCUGUUUUCUGACAGUAGUAUUUAUUUUAUUGACACAUUACAAAACUUGCGUUCAAUAUCCAUAAGGAGGCUGUAAAUAAACAAUAUUCAACUGAUAAGAUGAAUAUUUUAUGUACAUAACAUUUGCACAUCAGAAUGUGCAAAUGUGCUCUGUGCAAUAAAGGCGUCAUUUAUCAUUUAGUGGAAGUUUUAUAUAAGAAUAUAUAAAUGCCUGUCUUCAACUAUGUCUGUUAGAUACAGUUAAGCACCAAAGCAACAUCAAAAUGUUCGGUGAAAUAUUGGAUUAAGAUGAAGAAGUGUUCUGAGUAAAAGCAGCACAUAUAUUUCUUAUCAUCUGGUUCAUCCAGGUCCUAUAAAUCGGGUAGUGCAACCUUAAAUACAAAUUUAUUACACCAGAUGUGAUUUACUGAAAAGUAAACCAAAGGCCAAAACAUGAGAAAGUAAACAGCAGCCUAGUGCUGCUAAUCAAAUGCACUUCACUGUCAGAUCAACAGCAUGUGUCUAUGAAAGGCGAAGCUUUGGGGGCUGAAAAGUCUGCAGCACUCAGGCCUUUUAACACAAUGUGAGCCUGGAGUAAGGAGCAAUCUGGAAAAUAGUCCAAACAGUUUCUAGUGUCCACAGUGACAGACGUCCAAAGUUCUUCUGUCAGACAAACCAGAACAUAAAAAAAAAUGGUAAAACUCCAAAGAGCUUCAUCAUAAACUCUAGAGGCCUCAUUUAACAUGUUGGGUGUUGAAGUUUUGGACAAACCCAUUAGAAAACCUUUGAACAUGAACUUAGUUUUGACCUUUUCUAGAACAGGUGAAAGGCCAUAUUUUAUCACACAGAUGUCUGCUAAAGUAGUUCUUUAGUUGGGUCUUGUAACAGGCAGUGAUUUUUGUUAUGCAUUUCUGUUAAUCGGGUCAGAAAUGUUCUGCUGAAUUUUAAGAGCUGUUAAUCAGUUGAAUAUUUUUGUGUUAACAGGCAUAAGCCCAUAAAAAAAAACGCACAAAGUUUUCAUCAUCUUCAUACUGUAUAUUGUAUGUACAUGAGCCGUUUUGUUGUCAUGUUCAAAAUAUUAAGUGUGUGAGUAGUUCAAGCAACAAUAAAGGAUAAAAUAAGUUUA
Messenger RNA from Gambusia affinis (western mosquitofish), 2227 nucleotides. RefSeq names its product myozenin 2b (gene myoz2b). Lineage: Eukaryota; Metazoa; Chordata; Actinopteri; Cyprinodontiformes; Poeciliidae. Gene Ontology annotation, molecular function: FATZ binding; actin binding; telethonin binding. The transcript has 5 exons. Gene Ontology annotation, cellular component: Z disc; actin cytoskeleton. The record is from RefSeq and is a predicted model, not a curated record. The coding region runs from base 339 to 971 and encodes 210 amino acids.